AGAUACCAAUGUGGUUGGGGAUUAGUCAUCCAAAUUUAGUUGUACUUAUCCUUCGAUCCAAUCACUUCUAUGGAUCCAUCCCGACACAUCUCUGUCAUCUACAACAUCUUCAAAUUUUAGACCUUGUUUUAAACCAAAUCUCAGGAAGUAUUCCAAAAUGUGUCAACAAUCUUACUGCUUUAACUCAAAAAGGGAGUCCAAAUGCCACCAUCACCCAUUAUCAUACAACAUGGGUCAGCAACAGCUCCCUGUUUUUUAUGUCGUAUGAUGAUCGUAUGUUUUUUAUGUGGAAAGGAAAAGAGCAUGAGUAUAAAAAUACUCUUGGAUUUUUAAAAGGCGUAGAUCUCUCAAGCAAUAAUUUAACUAGGUGGAUUCCAGGAGAAAUUGUGGAACUUGUUGAAUUGGUUUCCUUAAAUCUCUCAAGAAACUGUUUAACUGGACAAAUCACUUCAGAUAUUGUUAUGUUACAAUCAUUAGAGGCCUUGGAUCUAUCUAAGAACCAUCUUUCCGGCGGAAUUCCUUCAAGCCUUUCUCAUAUUGAUCGUCUAAGUGUCUUGGACUUGUCAAACAACAAUGUGUCCGGAAAAAUUCCGACAAGCCCUCAUCUUGAUACCUUUAUUGCAUCCUCAUAUGAGGGGAAUCCAAAUCUUUGCAGAGCCCCGCUUCCAAAGAAAUGUUCGGGGGAAGAAAUAGCUCAAAAUCCAGCUAUGAACGGGAGCAGAGAACAUGCUGGCAUGCAAGAUGAGAGAGAAGGGUUUAUAUCCAUAGGAUUUUAUGUUAGUGUGGCCCUUGGAUUUAUCGCUGGUUUCUGGGGAGUUGUUGGCACAUUAGUACUGAAUGUGUCACUGCGAGUCGCAUAUUUCAGGUUCUUGAACAAUUUCAAAGAUAGGCUAUAUGUGGCAAUAUCAGAGAAUAUGGCCAGAGUUCCAAGGCAGCUUCAAAACUACCUGGAGAUAUCACAACUGCCGAGCCAUGAGGAUGGAGAAUUGGAGUAAAGGAUGAAACACUGCAAUAGAUUGGAUCAGAUUGAAUUUCAGUGCAGCAGCAGACGGGGAUAAAUAAGUGGCAAUGUAUUAGGAGUAAAAGAUCAGACUGUAUUAUCUUUCAAUUUGAAUUUAAUUGUAACUGAUGGUCAGUCUUACUUUUGUACUUUGAAUGGAAGAGGAAAUG
Molecule: messenger RNA, 1170 nt
Organism: Quercus lobata
Lineage: Eukaryota; Viridiplantae; Streptophyta; Magnoliopsida; Fagales; Fagaceae
Product: receptor-like protein EIX2
Exons: 2
Coding region: 9-995 (328 amino acids)
Molecular function (GO): protein binding
Source: RefSeq, a predicted model, not a curated record